ACCCAGUCAGUCACGGUUUGAACUGCAAGUGCAAGGUCUUGUGCAGAUUAUUAUAAAUCACUCAUGCAAUAUUUCAUUAUUCAGUAUUCAUUUAAUUUCGAUGACGCUGCAGAGACCACGCCGCGUGUUUCUCUGGAGGUGAGACUGAAGUCUUCAUUAAUGACUGUGAGAGACUUUUCACGCUGUUUCUGAAUCAGUGGCGUCGCGUCGCUUCGCUGCAGUGAUUUGAUUCAUUGUCAGAUCAGAAGGGUUUGGAUCGGAUUCGGAAUGCAGUCAUCAGGAGCAGCAUCAGUAUUUCUCAUUCUUGUCUCGGGGUUUUCUCUUGCUGUGGGCUGUAAUAAAGCUCUGUGUGCCAGUGAUGUAAGCAAGUGUCUCAUUCAGGAGCUGUGUCAGUGCCGACCACAGGAUGGAAACUGCUCGUGUUGUAAGGACUGUAUGAUGUGUCUUGGCUCUCUGUGGGAGGAGUGCUGUGAUUGUGUGGGGAUGUGCAACCCAAAAAAUUACAGCGCCACGCCAGCCACUGCCAAGAGCACAGUGGAGGAACUGUACAGACCGAUCCCGUCACUCUUCCGAGCUCUGACUGAAGGAGAUUCACCCGUCAACAUGAUGGUGGUGUCAUUUCCAGUAACCGAAGAGCUUUCCUACCAUGAGAGUCUGGUCUCUUAUCUGGAGACCAUUGAGGAUUCACAUCAGAACAUCUCACUGCCCGGCAACAGCAUCCACGCCAGCUAUGAUAAUACUCAAGAUAAAAUGUGCACGGUUGUGUACUUUGAUGACUGCGUGUCCAUUAAUCAGUGUAAGCUGUACUGUGAAUCCAUGGGCGGCUCCAAGUAUCGCUGGUUUCACAACGCCUGCUGUGAAUGCAUCGGACCCGAGUGUGUCGAUUACGGAAGCAAAAUGGCCAAAUGCAUGAACUGUCAGUACUGACCCGUGACCCAAACACAGUUUUCUUUAUAAGAAGCGUUAAUACAAUCAUGUAAAUUAGAUUCCUCUUUUAUUUCUUUGAGAUAUUUUAUAGUGUCUGAGCAAAUGUGUUUGGAUUUGUAUAUAUUUUUUUACUUUCAGACAGAAUCAGAUGUGUUCUUCUCAUGAUGCCAAAAAAAAUGCUUUUGAUAAAGAGUGCAGGGAAAAAGACGCAGUUUCAUCAAGAAAAAUAUUUUAACAAACAUCUGUACCUUCUGCUCCUAUUUGUCAAAAGUAUUUUAAUAAAACGGCUUAAUGAAACUCAA
Molecule: messenger RNA, 1229 nt
Organism: Misgurnus anguillicaudatus (oriental weatherfish)
Lineage: Eukaryota; Metazoa; Chordata; Actinopteri; Cypriniformes; Cobitidae
Gene: twsg1b
Product: twisted gastrulation BMP signaling modulator 1b
Biological process (GO): regulation of BMP signaling pathway
Source: RefSeq, a predicted model, not a curated record